This is a messenger RNA of Aspergillus calidoustus, 981 nucleotides long. The record is from the annotation of a GenBank genome assembly. NCBI's taxonomy places the organism in Eukaryota, Fungi, Ascomycota, Eurotiomycetes, Eurotiales, Aspergillaceae.
AUGCCCAUCGCUAUCGACCAGGCCUUCCCUCCUGCUCCCAGCUUUACGGAAAACAACAUUCCAGACCUCACUGGCAAGGUCGCUAUUGUUACAGGAUCAUCCUCGGGUGUCGGCUACCAGUCUGCCGCCAUCUUAUAUUCGAAGAAUGCCACCGUCUACCUCGCGGCGCGCUCCUCGGAAAAAGCUGCCAAGGCCAUCACGGCGAUCAAGGACUCUGCAGAAUGCGCAGGGAGUCGAGGCACCCUGAGAUUCCUGUCACUUGACCUCUCUGAUUUAUGCAGCAUAAAGGCUAGCGCACAAGAGGUCUUGCGACGAGAGACUCGACUGGAUAUCUUGAUCCACAAUGCCGGUGUUAUGAGGCCACCAGCUGGCAGUACAACCAUUCUGGGACAUGAUCUUGAGAUGGGAACCAAUUGUCUCGGCCCAUUCACCUUCAACGACCUCCUUCUCCCACUCUUAAAACAAACCGCGGCAAAUGCCCCAAAAGAUAGCGUGCGAGUUGUAUGGCUGUCCUCUAUUAUUGCUCACAGUGUUGUACGCGGCGGAUUUGUGUUUGACGAUCGAACCGGAGCACCUGCGGUGCUCAAGGACCCCAUGGAAAAUUACAUGCAGAGCAAAGUUGGAAACGUCUUCUUUGCCAGCGAGAUGGCCAGACGUAUGGGCAAAGAUGGGAUUCUGAGUCUGAGCGUUAACCCGGGUCUUAUGAAGACUGAGCUACAACGACAUGGUGCUCCCAUUAUUAGUACUAUUAUGGGCCUCGCCUUUAAGCCUCCUCGCUAUGGUGCAUACUCUGAGCUUUUCGCUGCCCUCUCCCCUCAGAUAACAGCCAACCAUAAUGGAGCAUUCAUCAUUCCUUGGGGUCGAUUUGGACUGAUCCCUCCCCAAAUCAAAAAGGCAUUGUCGCCCACGACCGAGGGUGGGACUGGUGUAGCAGAGAGAUUCUGGGAUUGGUGCGAGAAGGAAACGGCUGCGUAUCGGUGA